GACCACGAUUUCAGCAUGAGACCUGGCUUUGGAGGUCCUGCCAUUCCUGUUGGUGUAGAUGUGCAAGUCGAAAGUCUGGAUAGCAUCUCAGAGGUUGAUAUGGACUUCACCAUGACCUUGUACCUGAGGCACUAUUGGAAGGAUGAAAGGCUAUCUUUCCCUAGUACAAACAACCUCAGCAUGACAUUCGAUGGCCGAUUGGUAAAAAAAAUCUGGGUUCCUGAUAUGUUCUUUGUUCAUUCUAAGAGGUCCUUCAUCCAUGACACUACCACCGACAAUGUUAUGCUUCGGGUGCAGCCUGAUGGGAAGGUUCUAUACAGCCUCAGGGUCACUGUGACUGCAAUGUGCAAUAUGGAUUUCAGCCGCUUUCCCCUGGACACACAAACAUGUUCACUUGAAAUUGAAAGUUAUGCCUACACUGAGGAUGACCUUAUGCUCUACUGGAAAAAAGGGAAUGAUUCCUUAAAGACAGAUGAGAGGAUCUCCCUGUCCCAAUUCCUGAUACAAGAAUUCCAUACCACCACCAAGCUUGCCUUUUACAGCAGCACAGGGUGGUACAACCGCUUAUACAUUAACUUCACUUUACGUCGUCACAUCUUCUUUUUCUUGCUCCAAACCUAUUUCCCUGCUACUUUGAUGGUUAUGCUGUCCUGGGUGUCUUUCUGGAUUGAUCGUAGAGCUGUGCCUGCUAGAGUUCCUUUAGGUAUCACAACUGUUCUUACCAUGUCUACAAUCAUCACUGGUGUUAAUGCCUCCAUGCCUCGAGUCUCCUACAUUAAGGCUGUGGACAUCUACCUGUGGGUCAGCUUUGUGUUUGUGUUCCUCUCUGUGUUGGAGUAUGCAGCAGUGAACUACUUGACCACGGUACAGGAGAGAAAGGAGAGGGAGCUUCGAGACAAGCUUUCCUGUACUUGUGGGAUACCUCAGCCCAAGGCCAUGAUGUUGGAUAGCAGCUAUAGUGAUGGAGAGGUGAAUGAAAUAGAAAAUUAUGAACCAGACAAUGGAGAUAAACAAGACCGUAUGAUGGUGCAGCUGGCUCUGGGUUCUGAGAGGAAUGCCACGAGGAGCAAAAGCCAAAGAAGUUAUGUGAGCAUGCGGAUUGACACCCACGCCAUUGAUAAGUACUCCCGGAUAAUAUUCCCAGCUGCAUAUAUCUUAUUUAAUUUAAUAUACUGGUCUAUUUUCUCAUAAAUGUUAUUCUCAAAGUUUUCCUGUUCUACACAAAAAAUACUCCCAAAACAAUUACAUAAAAUAAUUAAUCUUAAAAAAAGAUGGGAAAAUAUUUCAUUCAAUGUUAUGAAUAGGAUAAAAAGAACUCAGAGUUCACGUCUACUUCACCAUCAUUUCCCAUGUGUGAUAUAAAUAUAUUAAGCAAUCAUUAAGUCAAAUAACAUUUAUAAAGCACUGACCAUAUAUACCCUGCACCACGUAUUAUAAUACUACAUAUACCCAAUGGCAUCUGAUGUUAGUAACAUAAUUAGUCUGAAAAAAACAUGGUACUGUGAUGUGGGUUUAUAUUUUAAUA
Messenger RNA from Antechinus flavipes (yellow-footed antechinus), 1525 nucleotides. RefSeq names its product gamma-aminobutyric acid type A receptor subunit rho1 (gene GABRR1). The record is from RefSeq and is a predicted model, not a curated record. NCBI's taxonomy places the organism in Eukaryota, Metazoa, Chordata, Mammalia, Dasyuromorphia, Dasyuridae. The transcript is spliced from 8 exons. Gene Ontology annotation, biological process: monoatomic ion transmembrane transport; nervous system process; regulation of membrane potential. Gene Ontology annotation, molecular function: neurotransmitter receptor activity; GABA-A receptor activity; extracellular ligand-gated monoatomic ion channel activity. Gene Ontology annotation, cellular component: GABA-A receptor complex; synapse; neuron projection. Bases 16 to 1191 code for a protein of 391 amino acids.